CGGCCCGGCCCUCCACGUCGGUGACGUCACGCGACGUGGGGUUGCGCCCCUGCGCCGCGCUGCGUGCGUGGUGCGUGCGUCGAGGUGACGGAGCGGGCCGGACGCGUCCCUUUGUUGGCUCAGCGGCGCCUGUGAGGAGCAGGGGCGGCGGGUGUUUGGGAUCGGUCCGCCGAAGGGAGGCGGCAGGCCGGAGCCUUCGAGUCCCCGGCCCGCUGGGGCCGGCCCCGCUCCCCUCCGCUCCCGCCGCCAUGGACUCGGACGAGGGCUACAACUACGAGUUCGACGAGGACGAGGAGUGCAGCGAGGACAGCGGCGCUGAGGAGGACGAGGACGAGCCCGACGAGGAAGACGAGCCCGACCUGGAGCUGGGCGAGGUGGAGCUGGUGGAGCCCGGGCUGGGCGUGGGCGGCGAGCGCGACGGGCUGCUCUGCGGCGAGACCGGCGGCCUGGGGCCUGGCGGAGGCGGAGGCCUGGGCGGCAGCGGCCUGGGCGGGCCGGGCCCCGGCGGCGGCGGGCUGGGCCACGAGCAGGAGGAGGACUACCGCUACGAGGUGCUGACGGCCGAGCAGAUCCUGCAGCACAUGGUGGAGUGCAUCCGCGAGGUCAACGAGGUCAUCCAGAAUCCAGCAACUAUCACCAGGAUACUUCUUAGUCACUUCAACUGGGAUAAAGAAAAGUUAAUGGAGAGGUACUUCGAUGGCAACCUGGAGAAGCUGUUUGCAGAAUGCCAUGUAAUUAAUCCUAGUAAAAAGUCUCGAACACGUCAGAUGAACACAAGGUCAUCUGCACAGGACAUGCCUUGCCAGAUCUGCUAUCUGAAUUAUCCUAAUUCUUACUUCACUGGCUUGGAGUGUGGACAUAAGUUUUGUAUGCAGUGCUGGAGUGAAUAUUUAACUACCAAAAUAAUGGAGGAAGGCAUGGGACAGACAAUUUCAUGCCCUGCUCACGGCUGUGAUAUCUUGGUUGAUGACAAUACAGUUAUGCGCCUGAUCACAGACUCAAAAGUUAAAUUAAAGUACCAGCAUUUAAUAACCAAUAGUUUUGUAGAGUGCAAUCGACUGUUAAAAUGGUGUCCUGCUCCAGAUUGCCACCAUGUUGUAAAAGUACAAUAUCCUGAUGCUAAGCCUGUUCGCUGUAAAUGUGGCCGUCAGUUUUGCUUUAACUGUGGUGAAAACUGGCAUGAUCCUGUUAAGUGCAAGUGGUUAAAGAAGUGGAUUAAGAAGUGUGAUGACGACAGUGAAACAUCUAACUGGAUUGCUGCAAACACAAAGGAAUGCCCUAAAUGCCAUGUGACCAUAGAAAAGGAUGGAGGCUGCAACCACAUGGUCUGUCGGAACCAGAAUUGUAAAGCAGAGUUUUGCUGGGUGUGUCUUGGCCCUUGGGAGCCUCAUGGAUCUGCCUGGUACAACUGUAAUCGCUACAAUGAGGAUGAUGCAAAGGCAGCAAGAGAUGCCCAAGAGGAAUUAACACAGCGAUCCAGAGCAGCCCUGCAGAGGUACCUCUUCUACUGCAAUCGCUACAUGAACCAUAUGCAGAGCCUGCGCUUUGAGCACAAACUCUAUGCCCAAGUCAAGCAGAAGAUGGAGGAGAUGCAGCAGCACAACAUGUCAUGGAUCGAAGUCCAGUUCCUGAAGAAAGCAGUUGAUGUCCUUUGCCAGUGUCGUGCCACACUCAUGUACACAUACGUCUUUGCCUUCUACCUCAAAAAGAAUAAUCAGUCCAUUAUCUUUGAGAAUAAUCAAGCAGAUCUGGAAAACGCUACCGAGGUCCUUUCUGGGUAUCUGGAACGAGAUAUAUCCCAAGAUUCACUGCAAGACAUAAAGCAGAAAGUGCAAGAUAAGUACAGAUACUGCGAGAGUCGACGAAAGGUUUUGUUGCAGCAUGUGCAUGAAGGCUACGAGAAGGACCUGUGGGAAUAUAUUGAGGACUGAGUCUGGCCCGCAUAAAGCGAACUCUGAAAAACCUUUUACCAUCUAGAGUGCUCAUGCAAUUAAAGCAAAACACACACAAAAAAGGGGCACUACGCCUAUUACACCGCUGGUCUGUAGUACCGGAAUUCUGUUUUUGUUAAUGGAAAAUUUAAGUAAAUUAUAUUGUAAUAAAAAAGGUAGAUAAACCAUUGUACAACAGUAUUCUAGGUGGCCAGUAAGUGUGACAGACGCACUAAAACAAAAACAAAAAACCCCUCCAACUUUAACUUGUAACGUAGCUUCAUUCUCCAAGCUGACUUUUUUCCUUUCUCCUAUGCGUAUUACAGAUGAAAUUUAAAACAGUUUCUUGACACUGCUUUUCAUGUCCAACCAGCCAUUUUGAUGUACUUUGGUAUGGGAUUUCCACCCCCCCUGCUCCCGCCCCUCCCUGCUCCCCUCACACACGCACCAGUUCAUGGGUCAAUGUUUGGCUUAUUGAAAAGAGGAUUUGCGGGGGAGGGGACACACAGCAAGGAAAAACUUUGUAUAUGACUUUUAAAACAAAGAGGACAACACAGUAUUUUUCAAAAUUGUAAAUAGCGCAUAUGCAUGGACAAAGAGCAAGCGUGGCACGUGUUUGCAUAAUGUUUAAUUACAAAAAUAUUUAUUCUUUAAAAAUCUUCAAGAUUAUGUCUAUUUGCUGUGCAUUUUCUUUCAGUUUGCUUUUUACCUGGGAUUGGGAUGGGGGCAGUGUGUGCUGCUGUAAUGACUCUCCUCUCUUUUUCUUUCGAUCUCUCUCCAAAGUGUUGAGAGAAAUUGGUUCCUCCUCUUCCUCCUGCAGCUCCUUUGCAACUAUUCCAUGGUUUGGGUGUGUUCAUUGCUGGCAAAGGACACCGUCCCACUCACACUUCCAGCUUCUGAUGCAAACUGGUUGCCCUGGUGUGCGUUAUGUUUGGAAAUGAAAGUGUAGUGAUUCUGGCUGCUUUGUCUCUGCUCAGAAUAUCAUCCCUCUUGAUCAUCUUUGCCAUUUCCGCGCACGUCAGACGUCCACCCUGCACCUGGCUCUCAUAGUCAUUCAUAGGAAGUGUUAGGAAUUUUCUCUGUGGAUUCGGUACUCAAAUGGAACAUUCCUGUUGCUUGUUUUGUCAGUUGUGUGACCCUGAGAACAAAAGAUUGAGCUGCUGUGGGUAACAUUUUGGUGGUUGUCGGGAAAAGUGCCUGAGAAAGCAAACGCUCCAUCCAGUUGCAGAGGUGUGCAGUCUCUGGAGUCAUUGGGUAUUUCCCCCCAAUGGAAAGAAAGGAUUUCAGCUGUACAGUGUCACUUAUAGUCUAAUCCACUGCAUGAGGAGAUCCAUUUUGUGGCAUUUUCCCACCGUGACAGGAACCUGAGAGAUUUCACAGAUCUUGUCCAGCUAGUUCCGUAUACCCAAUGGUGCUUUGGAUCGUGUGGUUGGAAGAGCAGCGCGCCCCACCCCAUGCAGCCUAGCAAACAGUUUUUUAAAAAACUGAAGGGAAUUGCAGAAAGCUUGUGGUAUGUUUAUGUGAGUGUGUGCUGUUUGAGAGGGUUUCAAAAAAAAUCCACUGGAUGAGCACAAGCCUCACUAAGGGGCUAGGCUAGUGUUGAAAUGGCAUGAUGAGAAGUGAAGCUUUGCAUCUGUUCACACUUAAAACUUUUGUGUGACAGGGCUCAUUUGCUUGCCUUUUUUUUUAGCUCACCCACAACUUCCUGGAAGCAGAAUGAGCAAUAUGCCUGUUGUGUGGCGAGGGUGUUGAGUUCUCCCUUUAGCAAGGCGGUAGUAGGAGAGGAGUUGUCACCUUCGGAGAGGGUGUGGAUAUUUAUGCAGAUAAUGAUGCUCUACUAAGCUAGGUAUGGUGUGGCUGCUGCUUGGAUGGGUCUUAGAAGGCUUUCUGCUGUGGGUCCUGCUAUGCCUUUGCACACUGCCGCACAUGACUGAUAGGAAAUGUCUAACCCUGUUAAGAGGUUUCCCCAACGUUCUUUAAAAUCCAGCCUUUAUCUAAAAGAGCACCUUCUCUUGGAAAUUGGAUUGAUGGAACCAGUGGUCAUGCAGUGUUGGGUGAAUGAGUCAGCCUUGUGUCUUCAUGCUUCCAGCAUCUUUUGUUCGUUUGUUUUCUGAACACCUUGCUCUUGCCACUCCUUUCCCCCAAUGAAAUUAAAAGAAGAAAAAUCCAAACUAGGUAUGAAUGUGCUGUGUCUUCUGCUCCUGAGGAUCACACACCUAAUUUUAGAAAAUUUUCUCAAAUGCUGUGGACUUUGGAAUGAGAUUACGUAAACAGAAGCUCUUACAAAGACUUGCUCAUCAGUCCUAGACAGCUUUUUCCUCCUCUGUCCUUUUACACAGAGUCUUUUUUUCUCCAAAAGCAAAUUCUUGGCAAUGAAGAUGCUACUCUCAAGCUUUGGUUGGUGCAUUAUACGAAAUAAUGGUUUGUAUUGACUUUAUCAUGGUCUGAUUGAGAGAAGGCCUCUAGCCGUACGAAAAAGGAGAGCAAAGCGCGAAUGCUGGUCUGUAUUUAGUGCCCCGUCCCCACUCACCCAUUCCACUUAAUUCACUGCAGCUGUUUUGGUUUUUGUAGUGUAUGUAUCAGUCUUAAUUUUUCAAAACCAUUUAACCCUGAAAUGUUUUAGUGCAACUGCUGUAUUAGAAAUCAGUUAUUGCGUGAGACAAGACCAGAGCUCUUGGGAGAAUCUUUCAGUGUACAGGAUCCUAUUAUCCAGCUUGGGGGUGGUGGUGGUGGUUGUGAUGGGGGUGGUGGUGGUGGUAAGACAAUCUGCCUGAGCUGGCUGAAGAUUCGUAAUCUAAUUUUCCAUCUAGAGAACACCUCAUGCUGUGGAAAUAACUGUUCUUAGACUUCAUUGUAACUGCUGGACUGUUCCGUGUUAAGGCUAAACAGAGGGAGAGAAAGCGUUCCUAAUUCUAAUAAACUUUUAUUUUGUUAUUUCA
Molecule: messenger RNA, 4870 nt
Organism: Hemicordylus capensis (graceful crag lizard)
Lineage: Eukaryota; Metazoa; Chordata; Lepidosauria; Squamata; Cordylidae
Gene: ARIH1
Product: ariadne RBR E3 ubiquitin protein ligase 1
Exons: 14
Coding region: 249-1931 (560 amino acids)
Biological process (GO): protein polyubiquitination; ubiquitin-dependent protein catabolic process; positive regulation of proteasomal ubiquitin-dependent protein catabolic process
Cellular component (GO): nucleus; ubiquitin ligase complex; cytoplasm
Molecular function (GO): ubiquitin protein ligase activity; ubiquitin conjugating enzyme binding; zinc ion binding
Source: RefSeq, a predicted model, not a curated record